This is a messenger RNA of Cinclus cinclus, 632 nucleotides long. Its product is annotated as small ubiquitin-related modifier 3-like. Lineage: Eukaryota; Metazoa; Chordata; Aves; Passeriformes; Cinclidae. Gene Ontology annotation, cellular component: nucleus. Gene Ontology annotation, molecular function: ubiquitin-like protein ligase binding; protein tag activity. The transcript has 3 exons. The annotation marks the transcript as partial. The record is from RefSeq and is a predicted model, not a curated record. Gene Ontology annotation, biological process: protein sumoylation.
AGAAUAAAGCGGCACGCUCCGCUGAGCAAGCUCAUGAAGGCGUACUGCGGCCGACAGGGCUUGUCACCGAGGCACAUUACGUUCCUGUUUGAUGGACAGCCUAUUAAAGAAGCAGACACACCUGCACAGGUGGAGAUGGAACACAAAGACACAAUCGAAGUGUAUCAGCAGCAGAUAGGUGGAGGGUGCCAAGACAAAGCAUCUUUUGGGGAACAGUUUGAAGAUCCUCAUCACAUCUCACUCUCUUGUCUGUCCCUCGAUUUGCUGUUUUAGUAGGGAAGAAAUGAACAUGCCAGUCACACAGGGUUCUUUAAAACUUCAGAGGGUGUUUCCCAAAGUUGCUUGUUGUCUUUCACAUUCUGGGUGCAAGAGUCAAAAUAAUAUCUGCCGGGAUUGAGCUGUGUCUGGAUAUAACCAUUUGAAGCUCAGAUUAAGUUGUGUGUGUUGUCUCACUUUUGUUAGCCUUUUUAUUUUUUUAAUGUAUUGCUUGUAUUAUCUUCUUUUUUUCUUUCUUUAAACUUAUGGCCUAAGCAUUUAUCCAUGUGUCAGGACAGUAAGUGUUCAUUCCUGGCUCUGGUUGGUCUUGCCCUCUGUUUUAACUCAAAUUAUAUAAAUAGUUUCAUGUAUUUUUA